CAGGCACCUGACAAAGCCCCACAGUGAAGGAUGGAGGUAGGAAGGAAGGCAGCAAGGUGACCUGUGGUGCAGGAGAAAGGGCCCGAGACCCCAGCCAGCCCCCGCCUCAUCUGAGAACCUGAGGCUGAAGUCUCGUUUCGUUUCUUGUUGCCCUUCCAGGUUCCUCAGAGCACCAUGCCCCACCUGUACACGAGCCUGAAGUGAGGGGUCCAGGUGGAAGGCUGAGCCUGCUCGUCCUUGCAGGAUGGCUAAAGCACGGCUCUUCCGGCUCUGGCUUGCCCUGGGCUCUGUCUUCAUGAUCCUCCUGAUCAUUGUGUACUGGGACAACGUGGGCACCGCCCACUUCUACCUGCACACCUCACUCUCCAGGCCACAUCUCCCAGAUCCACUCCCUACACCCGGGCCAGAGGAGGGGAAGGACUUCAUGUCGGACGUUGAUGAGUUUCUGGACAAGCUGCUUAGCUCAGGCCUGAAGCAGAAUGACCCUUCCAGAAAGAAGACUGAACAGCCCCCCCUACUAGCCUCCAGCAAGCCCGCCCUGAGUAACAUGGAGGAGAGCGUGAGGGGCUACGACUGGUCCCCGCAUGACACCAAGCAGAACCCGGACCAGGACAGGCUGCAGGCUGAGAGGAGGCGCGUGCUCAGGGACUUCUGCGCCAACUCGAGCUUCGUCUUCCCCACCAAGGAGCGCUCAUUUGACGACAUCCCCAACUAUGAGCUGAACCACCUCAUUGUGGAUGACCGUCACGGGAUUAUCUACUGUUAUGUGCCCAAGGUGGCGUGCACCAACUGGAAGCGCGUGAUGAUCGUCCUGAGUGAAAGCCUGCUGGACCAGGGCGUGCCCUACCGGGAACCGCUGGACAUCCCUCGCGAGCACGUCCACAACUCCAGCACCCACCUGACAUUCAACAAGUUUUGGCGCCGCUACGGGAAGUUCUCGCGCCAUCUCAUGAAGAUCAAGCUGAAGAAGUACACCAAGUUUCUCUUCGUGCGGGACCCCUUCGUCCGCCUCAUCUCUGCCUUCCGCAGCAAGUUCGAGCUGGAGAACGAGGAGUUCUACCAGAAGUUUGCCAUCCCCAUGCUGAAGAUGUACUCCAACCUCACCAGCUUACCCACCUCCGUCAGUGAGGCCUUCAGUGCCGGCCUGAAGGUGUCCUUCACCAACUUCAUCCAGUACCUGCUGGACCCGCACACCGAGCGGCUGGCGCCCUUCAAUGAGCACUGGCGGCAGGUGUACCGCCUCUGCCACCCCUGUCAGAUCGACUAUGAUUUUGUGGGCAAGCUGGAGACGCUGGAUGAGGAUGCCGCCCAGCUGCUGCGGCUCCUCAAGGUGGACCAGCUUCUCCACUUCCCCCCGAGCUACCGGAACAGGACUGCCAGCAGCUGGGAGGAGGACUGGUUCGCCAGAAUUCCCUUGGCCUGGAGGCAGCAGCUGUACAAACUCUACGAAGCAGAUUUCGUUCUCUUUGGCUACCCUAAGCCGGAAAACCUACUUCGAGACUAAAAGCAUUAGGGAAAGCUCCUGAACGCAAAAAACGUGCUUUUAUCAGGAGUCCCUGGUGAUGCAGUCGGUUAAGCGCUCAGCUGCUAACCGAAAGGUUGUCAGUUUGAACCACCCAGAGGCACCUAGGAAGAAAUUCCUGGUGAUCUGCUUCCAAAA
Molecule: messenger RNA, 1660 nt
Organism: Trichechus manatus latirostris (Florida manatee)
Lineage: Eukaryota; Metazoa; Chordata; Mammalia; Sirenia; Trichechidae
Gene: CHST12
Product: carbohydrate sulfotransferase 12
Exons: 1
Coding region: 245-1504 (419 amino acids)
Biological process (GO): carbohydrate biosynthetic process; proteoglycan biosynthetic process
Cellular component (GO): membrane
Molecular function (GO): sulfotransferase activity
Source: RefSeq, a predicted model, not a curated record